GCGCAGACAUGGUGCGCACACGCCGCUUCUUUCACUUCCUGGAAGCGAGGUCACAUAAAACAAGUUCUUCAAUCCUUGCGUUGUCCCGUAGGCGGUGUUCGCACCAACGACUGACUGAAAUUAAAGACUGAACAGUCUUUACCCGUAAGUCAUUCUCUCCAUCCAGUUCCACCAAGCAGUAUCCUGUCUUCUUCCAUCAUGUGUGCUCUCAGACAAGACAACCAGUUGGAGUCAGAUCACAUGGCGGAUUUUUCCGAGAUCAACAAUCGCUUGGACUCAUUCCGUGGCUCCAGUCUGGCCCAGCAGGUACCAGCUGAAAGGUUGGCCCGGGCCGGCUUCUACUAUACUGGCAAUGCCGAUCGUGUCUGCUGUUUCAGCUGCGAGAAGACUGUGGAAAACUGGUGCAGGGGAGACACACCUCUGGAGAGACAUAAAGAGGUUUCCCCCUCAUGCAUAUUUCUCAGCUGCACCCAACGCACCAAUUUCAACCUAAGUUGUGAAAACAGACUGACUAACGGUUUUUCAUACAACGAGGAGGAAGAAGACCUGGAGUAUCGUUUGAGGAGAGGAGAGGUGGUGGAUGAGUCCACCUACCCAAUGGCCCCUCACAUGAAGAGUGAGGAGGCUCGGCUUCAGACCCUGUCUACGUGGCCCUCUAGUUCUCCUGUGAGACCCCGAGAUCUGGCCCAAGCCGGCCUCUAUUACCUUGGCCAAAGUGACCGGGUGCAGUGCUUCUGUUGUGGUGGCAUGCUGGCUGGUUGGGAAGUGGGGGACACUGCUUGGGAAGAGCAUAACAAGCAUUUUCCCAACUGCUUCUUCAUGCUCGGUCACGAUGUGGGCAACAUCCCGCUGCACAGGGGGGGAGUGGAGGAGGAGAACAGCGGCAGACAACAUGCAAGUGCAUGUGUCCCAAUGGGGAGUUUUGAGAAGAGGCUUGGCAGCUUCGCAGGCGUCUUACAUCCGAUUGACCACGAGAGGCUUGCCAGAGCUGGCUUCUACAGCGCAGGCACUGGAGACAGGGUGUUGUGUUUCCGGUGUGGCGGGGGCCUGAAAGGUUGGCAGCCUGAAGAAGACCCUUGGGAAGAACAUGCCAAACACUACCCUGGAUGCAGCUUCCUGUUGACAGAAAAAGGACAAGAAUAUGUCAACAGUAUCCAGCUACAAGACCCACGACGCAACAGAACUGUUUCAAGUCAUCAGAAUGGAUUUUCUGGACAUGGGAAUGAGGUGCUGCGGUCGGCCAUGGCUCAGAAGGCCGUUGGGAUGGGUCUAGAGCCCAGUGUGGUGGAAAAGAGCAUCUUGGAGAAAAUCAGCAAGACGGGCUCCGACUACUCCACCCUGGAAGAACUUGUUGAGGAUAGUCUUAACAACUCACAGGAGGAAGAUGUGGACCCGCUGGAGAAACUGCGGGAGCUGCAGAGAGAGAAACUUUGCAAAAUAUGUAUGGACAGAGAUAUUGGAAUCGUCUUCAUCCCAUGCGGACAUCUGGUGACCUGUACGAAGUGUUCCGAGUCACUCAUCAAGUGUCCAAUCUGCUGUGGAGCCAUAACACAAAAGAUCCAGACCUACAUCGCCUAACGACAUCUCAGACACUUGUCAAACAUCAAUGCUGCUUUCUCAUUGACAUUAUAAUAUUGUAUUUUAAUAUAAAAUGUAGAUACCCUGUGAUUUGUGUGUGUGUGUGUGUGUGUGUAGAUAAUGUAGUUUGUAUGUGAAUGAGUAAUCAUCACAAUAUUUUCACAAUCAUUCAGAUGGUAAAUAGCUGAUAAUAUGAGAUGGGAGGACAUUAGCUGAUAUGAUUUUGUAGGUGAAACUUUAAUUUCACAUUUGAAAUAAUGACCACGUUGCAGUCUGUCUUGCCUGAGGUGCCUUUCUCUAGGUCCAUGUACUUGUCACAUUUGUUUGUUUUAUUAUGUACAUGUGGCAAUUGAUCUGGACAUUGGAUGUGAUAACAGUUGAUUUCACACACUUCUGACUCAUCUAGUUAGUACGUCGUACCUGUGGCCUCAUAUUUCUAACUGUGUGCUGCUUCUUAUUGCAACGUGUAAAAGUAGAUCAUUGACCCAUUCCAAAUGCUUUAGAGCUGACUUGUAUAUAAGACUCACAAUCGUACAAUCUGCAAUGAAUCAGUGUUGUUUGAAAUUAUUUUACCAUUCCAUCUGUUGAGUCAUAAAGGGUGAAUAAAUAGUAAUAUUUUUGGACUGGGAAAA
Messenger RNA from Gasterosteus aculeatus aculeatus (three-spined stickleback), 2210 nucleotides. It is a transcript of the gene xiap, whose product is annotated as X-linked inhibitor of apoptosis. The record is from RefSeq and is a predicted model, not a curated record. Lineage: Eukaryota; Metazoa; Chordata; Actinopteri; Perciformes; Gasterosteidae. Gene Ontology annotation, molecular function: cysteine-type endopeptidase inhibitor activity involved in apoptotic process; ubiquitin protein ligase activity. Gene Ontology annotation, biological process: positive regulation of protein ubiquitination; regulation of cell cycle; negative regulation of apoptotic process. Gene Ontology annotation, cellular component: cytoplasm; nucleus.